Plasmodium knowlesi strain H is the source of this 1773-nucleotide messenger RNA. RefSeq names its product KIR protein. The coding region runs from base 1 to 1773 and encodes 590 amino acids. Lineage: Eukaryota; Apicomplexa; Aconoidasida; Haemosporida; Plasmodiidae. The record is from RefSeq and is a predicted model, not a curated record. The transcript has 3 exons.
AUGAGUGGAAGUAGUGAAGAGGGGAAGAAACUUCAAUGUAAUAAGACGCUGGGUGAUCUGCAAAGUUACAAGAGUCAACUGGGACAAAGAAUAGAGAAAAUUUCCUCAAACGAAAAAAAUGCCGCGGAGGGUGUUGCCCCCGUCUGGUGUUGUUUAUCUAACAUAUAUAAUUCAAGUAACGAUAAGUUUGGACCUUGUCACCUUAUAUAUUAUACUGUAGGAAGCAUGAUAUAUAAAAAAUUGAAGGAUAAAAAUAAGUUUGAUGAAAUUAUGAAAGAAGUAUACGAUAUAUUGAAACCUCAGUUGAAGACGAGUGAAUGUAACAUACGGGGAAACAGUGACAGUGGGAAAAAGUUGUUCGAGUUAAUGGAAAAAUUCUCCUAUUACAAUUUGGACCGCAGGAAUGUUUGGAAAGAAAGCGAAGGAGAUUCUCAGAAAGUCAAUUGUGAGGGAUGUGCUGAUUAUUUAAGGGAAGUAUCCAGUGCAUGUAAGGUGGUGGAAGCAUAUUGUAAGGAGGAGCAGAAUAAUAAGAAGUGUGGGGUAAUUGAACUGGAUGAAGGUGAUGAAAGCAGCCCAGGGUAUGUGGCACAGUUGAUAGAUAGCUUCAUUCCAAAAACCGAAAAUGGAAAAAUUACGGAGGAGGAACUACAGAGGCUGAAGGAAAAGCAGGAAUGUUUGAAGGAGUUACCUUCAGACAUGAAGCAUAGGACAUUCAGUGAUAUCAAAAAUCAGUGUAGUGAUGGUAAUGGACGUUUUGCCGGGGUAAUGAAGGAAAGGUUAAGGACAUCACUGAAUGAAUCUGGAUGUGGUGCGAACUGCGCCAAUCAAAUUAUAAGAGGUGCAUGUUCUGCACGCGGAACGCACGAAAGCAGUUCUCCCAAUGGUGAUCAUUGCACGUCCCUAUAUUAUUAUAUAGGAAGUGUAAUAUCUACCGUACCAGGAAGUGUCACAUUGUUCAAAGACUUUAUGAAUUCAGUUUACGAAAAAUUAGGGGAGUUCGGAAUUAGUGGCGAAUGUACUAAUAUACACCCCAAAUUGGACGACAAAACCACCUUCGAUAACAUGAAAUCAGUAUAUUAUUACACUCGAGACUACACUACUAUAAGGCCAUAUAUACAGGUUCCCGGGGCCGGAGGAUUUUCCUGUACUGAUAUAAUUCGUGGUUAUUUGGACAACGUCCUUUCAGCCUAUAAAUAUAUGGAGCAAGAGUGCCCACAGGGGGACGAAUAUGGGAGUAGAAAUAAUAAACAAUGGUGCAAGAAUUUUAAGAGCAUGACUGCUACACGUAGUCUUACGGAGUUAUUACAAUUAAAGUCUUCCUUAGAACAUAUAUCCUCCCUGUCCACCGCGGACUCUACCACCGCGGUCACCACGGGCUCCGCCGUGGGUGGUACAUUAUUCACGUUAGGAUUACCAUUAGCUGCUUUCCUUUCUUACAAGUAUGAUCUUUUACCAUCUGGAAUACGUAAAUUCUUCCAUAAUGGCAGAAGUGGAACCAGAAUGAGAAGAUCAGCAUUCGAACCGAAUUCUGACGCAGAAAUGGAAAAUUUCACUGAAUAUUACACAGAAAACGGCUCAACAACAACAGAUCCAACAGAAUAUUCCACAGUAGCAGGUUCAUCAUCUAAUUUAACAACAACUUCAACAGAGGACAGUUCUAUUUUAUAUGAUGAAGAUGGACCAUCGCGAUCACCACCAUUACCGAGAAAAAAAAGGGGAGGAGGAAAUAAUCGAAGGGGCCAAAAUAUUAGUUAUCAUAGUAUGGAACGUUGA